AUGGUAGGAAUAUUUCACCCAGAUGUGAGUUUUACUAUGGUGCGUAAUAUCGCGAAUGUAGUGCUGAAAGCUUUACAGAAGAUUGCCUUUAUAAAGAAAAGUUUGCGUUAUGCGAAGACAACAAGCGUCCUAAUCCAUUUAGUAGGAAAUAAAAAUAACAGCUCAUUCUUUUUUAAUCUUGCUGCACUAUUUUUAGGUAAUAAACAUUGUCAAUUUCCCAAAAAAAUAAUAACGUUCUUACCACAGUCGCUAUCUUUGUGCUGUCGAUUUUUCAUAAAUUUCAAAGUCAGUUUUGCAUUUAUAUAUGACGAACCUAGUCCUUCAUUUAAUCCACGUAGAUUGCUAAAACAAAGUUUGACUGUGAAACUAUUUCCUGUCAGCAUCAAAGAGAAGUCAGAGCAGUUAGAUACUAAAAUACCAAACCAAGUACUGAGUCAUAAUUUUUACAAACCGAUACUUAUUAGAGUUCUUGCCAACCCAAUUGAACACUCCAUCGAUCUUCUCACAACAAUCAUAGAAUUUGGAGUGUUUUUAAUGUUUGAAAGUGCCUAUGAUUCUUUUUGUCAACCACAACUUGCAAUAGUUAAUCGAGAAUGA
Echinococcus granulosus is the source of this 597-nucleotide messenger RNA. RefSeq lists its product as hypothetical. The transcript is spliced from 4 exons. Bases 1 to 597 code for a protein of 198 amino acids. The record is from RefSeq and is a predicted model, not a curated record. NCBI's taxonomy places the organism in Eukaryota, Metazoa, Platyhelminthes, Cestoda, Cyclophyllidea, Taeniidae.